Molecule: messenger RNA, 2052 nt
Organism: Pipra filicauda (Wire-tailed manakin)
Lineage: Eukaryota; Metazoa; Chordata; Aves; Passeriformes; Pipridae
Gene: MFAP1
Product: microfibril associated protein 1
Exons: 9
Coding region: 193-1512 (439 amino acids)
Biological process (GO): mRNA splicing, via spliceosome
Cellular component (GO): U2-type spliceosomal complex
Molecular function (GO): RNA binding
Source: RefSeq, a predicted model, not a curated record
CCCCCCGCCACCCCGCCCCAGGGCCAGCGGCUCGGCCCGGCCCGACCCGGCAGUGACGCCACACUGAGCGUCACUUCCGGCUCCCGGCGCGGCCCCGACUCCGGUUCCGGCGAAAGCGGCCGCGGUUCCGGUUCCGGCGUUGUCAGCGCCGCAGCUCGGACCCCGCUCGGCCGGGCCCCUGCCGCCGCCACCAUGGCGGUCCCCAGCGCUCUCAUGAAGCAGCCGCCGAUCCAGUCCACGGCGGGCGCCGUGCCCGUCCGCAACGAGAAGGGUGAGCUGUCCAUGGAGAAGGUAAAGGUGAAGCGGUACGUGUCGGGCAAGCGGCCCGACUAUGCGCCCAUGGAGUCGUCGGAGGAGGAAGACGAGGAGUUCCAGUUCAUCAAGAAGGCGAAGGAGCAGGAGGUGGAGCCCGAGGAGCAGGAGGAGGAACUGGCCAACGACCCUCGGCUCCGGCGCCUCCAGAACCGCAUCGCAGAGGACGUGGAGGAGCGGCUUGCGAGACACCGCAAAAUUGUGGAACCUGAAGUGGUUGGAGAAAGUGAUUCGGAGGUGGAGGGGGAAGCAUGGCGGCUGGAGCGGGAGGACACCAGUGAAGAGGAGGAGGAGGAGAUCGAUGAUGAGGAGAUCGAGCGUCGACGUGGGAUGAUGCGUCAGCGAGCGCAGGAGAGGAAAACGGAGGAGAUGGAAGUGAUGGAGUUGGAAGAUGAGGGUCGGUCUGGAGAAGAAUCUGAGUCAGAGUCCGAGUAUGAGGAGUACACGGACAGCGAGGAUGAAAUGGAGCCACGUCUCAAACCUGUCUUCAUCCGCAAGAAGGACCGGAUCACAGUUCAGGAGCGAGAAGCGGAAGCCCUGAAGCAGAAAGAGCUGGAGCAGGAAGCAAAGAGGAUGGCAGAGGAGAGGCGCAAGUACACACUCAAGAUCGUAGAAGAGGAAGCAAAGAAGGAGCUGGAAGAGAACAAACGCUCGCUGGCAGCACUGGAUGCGCUUGAUACAGAUGAUGAGAAUGAUGAGGAAGAGUAUGAGGCCUGGAAGGUCCGUGAGCUGAAGCGCAUCAAACGGGACCGUGAGGAACGAGAAGCCAUGGAGAAGGAAAAGGCGGAGAUCGAGCGCAUGCGGAACCUGACGGAGGAGGAGCGCCGAGCUGAGCUCCGGGCCAACGGCAAAGUCAUCACCAACAAGGCAGUGAAGGGCAAAUACAAGUUCCUGCAGAAGUACUACCACCGCGGCGCCUUCUUCAUGGAUGAGGACGAGGAGGUGUACAAGAGGGACUUCAGUGCCCCGACCCUCGAGGAUCACUUCAACAAGACCAUCCUGCCCAAAGUCAUGCAGGUCAAGAACUUUGGGCGCUCAGGGCGGACCAAGUACACGCACUUGGUGGACCAGGACACCACCUCCUUUGACUCUGCCUGGGGCCAGGAGAGUGCACAGAACACCAAGUUCUUUAAGCAGAAGGCAGCAGGUGUGCGGGACGUCUUUGAGAGACCCUCAGCCAAGAAGCGAAAAACCACCUAAGGGCACGGGCAGGAGGGUCUGGCGUGGCUGAUGCUGGCAGGAGGGCACUGCCCUGCCAGCUGUCGGAGCCUGGGCAGGGACAGAAGGGACUCGUGCCGGGACUCCUGUGGUGACAAGCUCUUCCUCUGCCCGUGCUGUGCCUGCCCUGAUGUGGUGUCCCGCUCCCGGUGCUGCACAGACCAGGUGGGCUCCUUGCCUGUGCGCUGUAGAGGACAAUGGUCUGUGAUGCUGGCCAGGCCAGGCCUGUGGACAGACAAUGUCCCACCAGCUGCCAGUCUGUAGCCUCAGCAGCGCCCAGCAGGCCGUGCAGGCGUGCAGCAGUACCCCUAGAUCCAACACACCAACUUCUGGAGAAAUUAGAGGACUUUUGUACCCAUCUGUUCCACAACACCUCCCCUUUUCUUGUACUGUCCCUGGUGUCAGUCUGGGCCCUGUUUUGGGGUGGGCAGCGGUGAUCCUGUCUCCUUACCCUGUUCCUGCAAGGUUUGGCUUUUCUACCUGUGUGGGGUGGGGGGGUUUGAUUAAAGAUGAUUUUUCUUA